Messenger RNA from Monomorium pharaonis (pharaoh ant), 9002 nucleotides. It is a transcript of the gene MRP, whose product is annotated as multidrug resistance-associated protein 1. Gene Ontology annotation, cellular component: membrane. The record is from RefSeq and is a predicted model, not a curated record. The coding region runs from base 542 to 5425 and encodes 1627 amino acids. NCBI's taxonomy places the organism in Eukaryota, Metazoa, Arthropoda, Insecta, Hymenoptera, Formicidae. Gene Ontology annotation, biological process: transmembrane transport. Gene Ontology annotation, molecular function: ABC-type transporter activity; ATP binding; ATP hydrolysis activity. The transcript is spliced from 24 exons.
CCCGCUUGGACACGCGCUUGGAGCACACGAGUGCGGAGCAACGACGACGGGCCGCGGCGACGACGACGACGACACGGGCGCUCUUCUCGACAGCAGUGACGGCUUCCUCGGAGCAGGCGGCGGAACAGCCCGACCGACGACUCGAAUGACUCGCGCGUGUCGCUCGUAGCGGAAGCCGCGCUUCCGCUAGUCCCGCUACUCCCGCUGUGCCCGGGUCUUCCUCUACUCCCCCCCCCCCCCUCUGCCGCGUGAUCUCUUCCCCGUGGUGUGGUGGUACGCGAGGCCUCGGGGCCCUUAAGUCGCUUUGUUGCGUGCGUGAAUCGCGCAGUGUGGUGCGUGAAUCGGCGUGAAUUGUUCGGUGCGCAGUGGUGAGGGCGACAAAGCGAGAUUUCCGGGGCUCCUCUGUAAGAGAGAGAGAGAGAGAGAGAGUGCCGAUCUUGCACGGUACGGGCGUGCGGGGUGAUCAGGUGCGUUGCAGUGCGAUAGUGAGUCUCGGUGAGUUUCCUGCCCGUCGGCGGAUGUUGAAUGUGUCAGCAUCAGCAUGGAGAACCAGACCACGGGAAUGGACCAGUUCUGCGGCACCAAGUUCUGGGAUGCUAAUCUCACAUGGAACACAAACGAUCCAGAUCUAACAGAAUGCUUCCAAAAGACGAUAUUAAUAUGGGUACCGUGUAUAUUUCUAUGGACGUUUUCGGCGAUGGAAGUGUAUUACAUUUUAAAUAGCAAAAAGAGAAACGUCCCGUAUACAUGGUUAUUUAUUUCUAAGCAAGUACUUACAGUAGGAUUAAUUUUACUGUCCAUAGUCGACUUAGGAGUGGCGAUACAUGAAAGUACUUAUCGUACGGUCUACAGUGUUGAUUAUUGUACACCUAUUGUGAAAAUUGUUAGCUUUAUGUUAGUAUCAACUUUAAUGCAAUACAAUAGAAAAUAUGGAAUGCGGACGUCAGGUCUUUUAUUCCUAUUUUGGUUUCUCCUUGCGUUAUGUGGAUGCGUCCAAUAUAGAAGCUUUGUAAACGAAUUCAUUGAAGGGGCAGAGCCGACGUACCCAUUGGUGUCUUACAUGAUCUACUAUCCAAUAGUAGUGAUAUUGUUUGUACUUAAUUUUUUGGUUGACGCAGAACCUAAAUUUUCCGAAUAUCCAACGGUUGAAUCGCCAUGUCCAGAACAAAGUUCUUCUUUCCCCUCGAGAAUUCUUUUUGCAUGGUUCGACUCGUUGGCAUGGAAGGGUUUUCGAAAACCGCUCGAAACUUCCGAUCUGUGGUCCAUGAAUCCGGAAGACAUGGCCGCAGAGAUUGUUCCGAAAUUCGACAAAUAUUGGAAUAAGAAUGUAAAAAAGACAGACGAGCUGAUUUGGACUUACUUUAGAGUAGAAAGUACAAAGGCGUCGUACCGAAAAGCAUCUGGUGGACAAGUGGAUUUUAACAGUAGCCGAAAAAAGAAAAUUGCUUCCAUCUUACCGCCUAUCUGCAAAGCUUUUGGAGCAACAUUCAUGUUUGGUGCAUUCUUAAAACUGAUUCAAGAUGUUAUGACUUUUAUUAGCCCAGAAAUAUUAAAGCUUUUGAUUGACUUCAUUGAAGGCGAUCAGUCGAUGUGGAAGGGAUAUCUUUAUGCUGUGUUACUUUUGGUUACGGCAAUACUUCAGACAUUAGUGCUGUCCCAAUAUUUUCAUCGUAUGUUCUUGGUCGGACUGCGCAUACGCACCGCGUUAAUCGCGGCCAUUUACCGCAAAGCAUUGAGAAUGUCGAAUGCGGCAAGGAAGGAGUCUACGCUCGGCGAAAUAGUGAACUUAAUGUCCGUAGAUGCUCAAAGAUUCAUGGACCUAACCGCUUACAUAAACAUGAUUUGGUCGGCGCCACUGCAAAUAGCCUUAGCCUUAUAUUUUCUCUGGAAUAUAUUGGGGCCGGCUGUACUUGCCGGUUUAGCAGUUAUGAUUAUACUUAUUCCUAUAAACGGAUUGAUCGCCAACAAAGUGAAGACGUUACAAAUUAGACAAAUGAAGAGCAAAGACGAGAGAGUGAAGUUAAUGAACGAAGUACUUAACGGUAUCAAAGUAUUGAAGCUCUAUGCGUGGGAACCUUCGUUUGAACAGCAGAUACUUAAAAUCAGAGUCAAGGAAAUUCAAGUGUUAAAAGAAGCGGCGUAUUUAAACGCUGGUACAAGUUUUAUAUGGUCGUGUGCGCCCUUUUUGGUAUCUCUGGUAUCUUUUACAACUUACGUACUUAUUGAUGACAAGAACGUCUUAACUAGUAAAAUUGCUUUUGUCUCGCUCAGUUUGUUUAACAUCUUAAGAUUUCCAUUGUCUAUGCUGCCUAUGAUGAUAGGUAAUAUAGUUCAAGCUUACGUCUCUGUAAAACGUAUUAAUAAAUUUAUGAACAUGGAAGAACUGGAUCCUAACAAUGUACAACACGAUCCGUCGGAACCGCACGCGUUAGUAAUUGAGAACGGUAACUUCUGCUGGGAUAGCGAAGAAAUCGAGAGACCAAUACUACGAAAUAUCAAUCUCCAUGUAGAACAAGGUCAAUUAGUAGCAAUAGUUGGUACAGUGGGAUCAGGCAAGAGUUCUCUUUUGUCUGCUCUGCUUGGCGAGAUGGACAAAAUAAACGGGAAAGUAAAUACAAAAGGGUCAAUUGCGUACGUCUCGCAGCAAGCGUGGAUACAAAAUGCGACAUUACAAGAGAACGUUUUGUUUGGAAAAGCCUUUAAUAAAUUGAUAUAUAAUCGUGUGAUUGAAGCAUGUGCGUUGACUCCGGACUUCAAGAUGCUACCUGCGGGAGAUCAAACGGAGAUCGGAGAGAAAGGCAUAAAUUUGUCCGGCGGUCAGAAGCAGAGAGUAGCCUUAGCUAGAGCUGUAUAUAAUGAUUCGGAAAAUUAUUUCUUAGAUGAUCCUUUGAGUGCGGUGGAUUCGCACGUAGGGAAACAUAUUUUUGAGAAAGUGAUAGGCCCAAACGGCCUGUUAAGGAAGAAAACUAGAAUACUUGUUACACAUAGCAUCACGUACCUGCCGGAGGUCGACAACAUUAUUGUUCUUAAAGACGGCGAGAUAACUGAGAGCGGUACUUACAAGCAAUUGCUGGAGAAGAAAGGCGCUUUCGCCGACUUUUUAGUGCAGCACUUACAAGAAGUUGGAAAUCUGCACGUUGAUGAUGGUUCUGAAGCAGAUUUACGCGAAAUUAAACAGCAACUUGAAUCGACAAUGGGGGCAGACGAAUUGCAACAAAAGUUAACUCGAGUACGAUCUAGGAUAUCUGAGAGUCUAAGUGAAUCCGAUAGAAAUUCUGUGGCUGACAGAAAAUCACUUAAUGGUUCUCUGACAAGGCAAUACUCGACGGAAAGUCAGCAAUCGGUGAAUUAUGUGCAUAGCAAUAGUACAAAAGAAAAAGAAGCAUCAAAGCCUAACAAUGUUGGGGAGAAGCUGAUAGAGAUUGAAAAAGCUGAAACUGGAAGUGUAAAAUGGAAAGUGUACUCCCAUUACUUAAAGUCCAUUGGAUGGUUUUUGUCGAUAUCGACAAUCGUAAUGAACGCGGUCUUUCAGUCGUUUAGCAUCGGGUCGAGCGUUUGGCUCAGUGUCUGGUCGAACGACAAUCAGACCACUGGAAAUAACACGAUUGACACAGCGAAGCGAGACAUGUACCUCGGAGUGUAUGGCGCACUCGGUUUUGGUCAAGCCCUUUUUGUAAUGAUGUCACAGUUAACUAUGAUUGUUGGCUGUCUACGGAGCAGUAGACUACUUCAUUGUGACUUGUUAUUCAACAUUCUACGAUCACCUUUAGGAUUCUUUGAUACUACACCGUCCGGCAGAAUAUUAAAUCGUUUUGGGAAGGAUGUUGACGUAAUAGACAACGUUCUACCUCAUGUUCUUAGGGCUUGGUUGAUGUGUCUAGCAUCGGUAUGCGAGAAUUUUAGCGUGACAGUAUUUGCAAUGGCGCUAUUCCUGGCUAGAGGGACGGUACUCGCUUCUAGGCGUAUCUUCGAGAGUACGCUGCAACACGUUCUUCGCAACCCAAUGUCAUUCUUUGACACAACUCCGAUUGGCCGAAUUCUUAGUCGGCUUGGUAAAGACAUUGACGUUAUUGACAAUAUCCUACCGAUGAUUCUGCGUUCUUGGCUCACUUGUCUCUUUUCGGUGAUAGCCACUCUCGUUGUUAUAAGCUACAGUACACCUAUAUUUGUUUCGGUGAUACUGCCAAUAGGCGCGAUUUACUACUUUAUUCAACGUUUUUACGUUGCUACAUCGCGUCAAUUAAAACGAUUAGAAUCUGUGUCGAGAUCUCCUAUAUAUUCGCAUUUCAGUGAAUCGGUAACUGGUGCGCAAAUAAUUAGAGCGUAUGGCGUGCAAGAACAAUUUAUCCGUGAAUCUGAAAAUAGAGUGGAUUUCAAUCAAGUGUGUUACUUUCCUAGUAUUAUUGCAAACAGAUGGCUGGCCGUGAGAUUGGAGAUGGUUGGAAAUUUAAUUAUAUUCUUCGCAGCUCUAUUCACUGUUUUAGGUAGAGACACUAUGAGUUCAGGUCUCGUUGGUCUAUCGGUCAGCUAUGCCUUACAAAUUACACAGACCUUAAACUGGCUGGUGCGUAUGACGUCCGAUGUUGAGACUAAUAUUGUCGCAGUAGAAAGAAUCAAGGAAUACGGUGAAACAACGCAAGAGGCGCCCUGGAAGAACACGGAGUACAUGCCUUCGAAAGAGUGGCCUAAACACGGUCGUGUUGAUUUCAAGGAUUUCAAAGUACGCUAUAGGGAGGGAUUGGAUCUCGUGCUGAACGGCCUGACGUUCAGCGUUCUCGGUGGUGAGAAGAUCGGCAUAGUAGGCAGAACCGGCGCCGGAAAAUCGUCCCUGACAUUAGCGCUCUUUAGAAUAAUUGAGGCGGCCCACGGGAAGAUUUUGAUCGACGACAUUGAUAUUUCGAAACUGGGCCUUCACGAUCUGCGCUCAAGAUUGACUAUUAUUCCUCAGGAUCCCGUUUUGUUCUCUGGAACGCUAAGGAUGAAUCUGGAUCCCUUCGAUUGUUACUCCGACGAGGAAGUCUGGAGAGCGUUAGAGCACGCUCAUUUGAAAUCAUUCAUAAAAAAUUUGCCAAGCGCUCUUUUACAUGAGGUUUCUGAAGGCGGGGAAAAUUUAAGCGUAGGGCAAAGACAGUUGAUCUGCUUGGCGAGAGCAUUGCUUAGAAAAACGAAAGUACUCAUAUUGGAUGAAGCAACAGCCGCGGUUGAUUUAGAAACAGAUGAUUUAAUUCAGACUACCAUUCGCCAAGAAUUUAAGGAUUGUACAGUUCUCACAAUAGCCCACAGGCUCAACACCAUUUUAGAUUCUGAUAGAGUGAUCGUAUUGGACAAAGGUCUGAUUGUCGAAUAUGAUUCUCCGGAAGUGCUACUUCGCAAUUCAUCUAGCUCUUUUUACAGUAUGGCUAAGGACGCAGGUCUAGCUGCUUAAACAAAACAAAUUCAUAUCAUGAUUACUUUUAGUGGUUAUAUUAUACAUUAUCCGCGAGCCAAUGUCGAAAUAAACGACACGCAGAAAGCCAUAGAACGAAAAAGGCGUAAAGCCUUAGCAUAGAUUAAUUUGUAUAGUGAAAUAUUUCUACGCAAAACAAGCGAGAGCGUUUCAUGUAACCGAUGGUGCAAGAACGUUGAAGUUUCAUCAGAAUUGUUCUUGCUAGAUCUUAUUGAGUGAUAACUCUCCGCAAUUUUACUGUUGAUUAUCGAACCUUAUAUAUUCUAGAUUAAGUUUUGUAGCAUCUUUCAUCAUACGAAACAAACAACGCAACACACCUCGUUUUGAAACUAGCGUCGAUAUCCAAUCUAAUUUUAACUGGGCAAUGGUCGAGUGGAUUCCUAUUUGAACAAUAUGUCAUUUUUUAAUAAAGUAUUAAUGCAUUAUUCAUGGCGUGCUCUCUCUCUUUAUAUUUUAUAUACCUUUUUAUAAUAAAAUUAACGUACUUAAUUUCAAACAUUUUUAUGAAAGCAUUACUAUAGUUUUUUAUCUGUUUUGUCCGUAUUUGUAGAGCAACAAUAUUUAAUUAAUUGCAUAAUAUAUAAUAAUUAAUAUUAUAUCAAUAUUACUAUAUUUAAUAUUGAUACAAUAAUAUUGUAAUAUUAUUAUAUCAUUAUUCUGCAGGGUAUUUAAAAGUAGAAUAUUAUGAAUGAUGUAUUUACCGCCUUUUAUAAUAUUGAAUAAUUUUUAAAUAAAUAAGUUUUUUAAGUAACUUUUGCAAGCUAAAUAGUUGACUAGAAAUAUGUUUCUAAAAUAUUUGAUAGGAAUCCUUAUACUCGACAACUUUUGAGUUAAAUUAUGCCCAUUCAAAUAGUUCCAACUUAUUGAAAUAAGCCUUAAUAACAACGCGAUCAAUAAUAAAGUGCGUGUUCACUCAAAAAAAGAAAAGAACAAAAGAAAAAGAAUAACCCAGAUUAUCCUAAAUAACCCAUUAAUUUAGAUAAAUAAAUUUCAAAAUAGUUUUCAUAAAUACUGCUUUAACAAUAUUUGGAAUGUGUUCUGUAUAUUUAAGAUUUAAGCACACAUGAAUUUUUUUCAUGUAUUAUAUCGUUCAUUCAGAAAAGUGCAUUUUUUAUUUUUUUUUUCAUUUUUCUUUAACACAUGACAAUCAGUCGCAAUACUAUUAUUUGUUUUUAUUUUAUUAAAUUACAUACAUUGUUAAUAAAUGGAACGAAGUAUAUUUGCUGCAUACUUAUUGGAUACAAGUUAAUUUUAAAUCGAACCAUUCAAUACCACUGAUGUGAUGUAAUAUUUUAUUUUUAUAUAAAUCAUUCGUUAAAGCAAUGGCGUUGCAAUGGCAAUUUCAAUUUAGUAUACAUUUGUAUGCAGCAAAAGUAUUUUGGGAAAUAAUGUGACAUUACAUUUUACUGUAUAUACUCUAUCACUUUAUAAAAUUUCAUGUAUUAUCCAAAGUAUAUAUAUUAUAGUGGACUAACAUCUGUGCCUAUUUUACAAAGAUCAGAGAAAUCGCAUUUAGCAUCGUUUUUUUUCUUUUCAAAUGGUUUGAUCGCGUUCAUAGGUGAAUCAUACUUUAGUCAGUGUUUUCUUAAACUGUUUACUAUUUUGUAUAGCAGUCGUAUAUGUACUAGAUUUGUAUAGCAUUUUAAUCUCUUUAAUAUCGCAUAUUGCUAGAUUAUCACUGAAUACUUUCGAGAGUAUUAAUAUUGCGUUAAACUUGCCUUUUUUAAUUAUAUUAUUAUUUUGUAUUUGUUACUUUACUCGUAAAAGUAAGGCUGCUAAAAAUGAGGUUUAGAGAUCACUCUACAAUCGUCUAGUGCCUAUUAAAGUUCCAUCAUUUGGAAGUAAUAAUUUAAUAUUCACGAGAAAAGAUACAUACAUAUACACAUACACAUAUAUAUGUAUAUAUGUAUGUAUAUAUAUAUAUAUAUAUACAUACAUAUAUAUAUAUAUAUAUGGCCCUCAAAAAAGCGAUAGCUACCUAUUACUUAAAACGGAACAAAAGUGAUGUUUGUCAUAAUAAGCAUAUUCGAGUUAUGAUAUAAAUAUAAAAGCCAAACCGCCAAAUAAACCAAGUUUUGCCAACAUGUUAACUUGCAAUCAAUAUAAUCUACUUGAGCCUUUUUCGCAAAAUUGCAAAACUUGCAGAUCUGGUGUAACCAGAUUAUGACUAGCAAAUAUUUCAUUAUUCUGGCUGUAAGUUCUAAAUUCAUACCCUCUUUGCAAUUUUAUUAGUAAAUUAAAAUUUUAGCAAGUUAACAAUUAAAAUCAAAAUGUAAAAUUUAAAAAACUAUCCGUUCAUUAAACUGUCAUGUGGCGAUUUAUAUUCAAUAUUAUUAAAAGUUUCAUUGUUUUAUGAAACUUGGCUUUUAAUAUAUUCGUAUAAAACUUUCGUUAUGUAUGAUUUAUAACAUAUAUGCGGAAUUUGUUUCUUAUACAAAGUUUCUUAUGCUAAAAUUAGAAAUUUAUAAAAUUUUGUCUUGCCAUUCGAAAAACUAUAUUAUAUUUAAAUAUAAUAAGAUAUUUUAUCUUUUGCCUAACUCUUUCGAAUUUAACGACGUAAUAAACCAUGUGUCGGAUGUAUCUUGAUUGAAUUAAAAUAAAAAUUUACGAUUUAAUAUUCAGAGAUUGCUUGAAAAUCUAACUCAAAAGAGUUAUACAAGAUUAAUUAUUUAUUACGAUUAUAUAUUGCGAAGAGAAGAUGCAAAAUUGUAAUCAUUGUUAGUAUAAAUUAAACCACUUAUUAUUUUUAAAUUUUUACUUAGAGGUUACGUUCACGGCUUCAGCUAAAUUAUUUCUUGUUUUUAGCAUGCGCAUCUUGUUAACUUUUCGAAUCUCGAGCACAAACAGCAGGAAUCGUACAUUUCAUUUAAUUCUUUUUUUGCGUUCGUUAUUGUUUAAGGUAUUUAAUACAUACCUGACGUUUUCCCAGUGCCGAUUUAUUAUGUAAAUACUAAAACAGAAAAAAUAUGUAAACGCGCAAUAAUCUUCGAUAUCGGUUUUAAUCUGUACCGUUCUUCUUAUGCGACAUGUACUUUAGACAUAAUGCUAAUCAUUAAAAAAAAUGUUUAAGCCAGAAAAUAAAAAGAUUCUACUAUAUUGUAUUACACGCGCAUGUGAAAGAGCUUACUAACAAUUGCAAUAAGCGCGGAAGGAAAAGUGCCUUCUUGUAAGACAAAGAAAAAGAAAAAAUUGCAGGAAACCGAGACGUACCGUUUAUAGUAUAAAUUUAGAAAUUUGUCUAUAUAUUUAAUUUUUUUCCACGCGUGCUUCUCUUCUAUAUACGUAUAUAAUCUAAUUGUUGUAAAAUUUGAUAGAAUCCCAGCUGUUAUCGCUUCCAGCUGGUCUUGCGUUUUGUUAUGCGUCCUUUAAUACGUAAGAUAUAUAUGUAUAAUAUAUUGUUUCUCAUCCGUUUAUCAAUGAUGUAAGAAUGAAUUAGCUUAGAUCGAUCGUUCGUCGAUUUUGAACGCGUAAAUUUAUCGUAUAUAAUUGUUUUACGUAAGUUUUGUAAGUUCUUGCGUAUCACUUAAGAAGUAGUAAAAAUAACAAUUAGGAGACA